This is a messenger RNA of Doryrhamphus excisus (bluestripe pipefish), 6841 nucleotides long. It is a transcript of the gene pik3c2a, whose product is annotated as phosphatidylinositol-4-phosphate 3-kinase, catalytic subunit type 2 alpha. NCBI's taxonomy places the organism in Eukaryota, Metazoa, Chordata, Actinopteri, Syngnathiformes, Syngnathidae. Gene Ontology annotation, cellular component: phosphatidylinositol 3-kinase complex; cytoplasm; plasma membrane. Gene Ontology annotation, molecular function: phosphatidylinositol binding; 1-phosphatidylinositol-3-kinase activity; 1-phosphatidylinositol-4-phosphate 3-kinase activity. Gene Ontology annotation, biological process: phosphatidylinositol-mediated signaling; cell migration; phosphatidylinositol-3-phosphate biosynthetic process. The record is from RefSeq and is a predicted model, not a curated record.
AGGGCGUCGCUGGCCAUGGCGCGGCGAGGCUCCGACGAGUGGGACCAAAAAGUCCUCAUCAGCCGAGCAGACCAGCACACAAACUACAGGAACUGACGUCUACGGUGCAAGUGGAUGGAAAAAAAUGCAGCUGCGGCACAAAAACGGUUCACCGCCGCGAUAAAAGGUGUGUGAGGCUUUACUCUGCUGUCCUGAUGUAAAAGCCGUCACGCUCAUGGCACCUCCCAGUUGACAGAAUGGCCCAGAUAUCAAGUGGUAAUGGCUUUAAGCUGGACGUCCCCCAGCCAAAGGGGGCCGUGGGUAAAGAGGAAGCCCUCCGCAUGGAGGAGGAGGCGUUAGCAAAGCUGCAGCGGGAGAAGAGACACACUCUUUCAUCCUCCCCCAAAUCAAAGUUGUUAAAGUCCAGAAGCGUUACUACUACGACUACUGCUGCUCCUCAUCCCUCACCCUUCACCGCCAGACCAGAAAAGGACCUCAUUGUCUUUCCUGAGACCAAAAAGCAGCCAGAGCCCAACAAGUUCAGGAAUAUAGACGUAGACAAGCUGACCAAUGAGGAGCUGGAGAAGCUUCUCCUGGAUGAGAACUUUGGAGCCAACAGCACCGUAUCACGGCCAUCUUCGCUGCUGAACUUCAACCUCAGUGCCUCCUAUCCCGGCGGCCAUUCCUGUAGCUCCUCUCCUUUCCAGAGCACCCAGUGGACACCUAUUCUGUCCACCCCGACAAGCUCCAGCGUGUCCACUCCCACCCAUCAGCCCGCUCCGCUGUUCCCCUCCGCGCCGUUCCCCAAGCCAGGCACUUUUCAGAAUGGCUACACUCCAGCCAUUUCACCGUACAUGGCACUGCCAGCUCAGCAGCCAUCAUUCUUGGCCUUCACUCCCAUCCAGCCUGCUGCCGCCACCACCGCCAUGGUGUUCCCCCCGCCGCCCACCGUGGAUCCCGAGAUGGCCAAACUCUUUGAUAAGAUUGCCAGCACCUCGGAAUACUUGAAGAAUGGCAAAUCGGCCAGCACUGACACAGAUUCCGCCCCGGCAUGCUCUCCAUCUCUGGCACCUGACCCGGCAGCUCAUCAGCCAGCAGUGAAGGAAUCCACUUGCAUCAGCCGCUUCGACUGGCUCGAUCUGGACCCGCUCACAAAGCGAAAAGCCGAGAGCGAAGAAGUGAGUGCAUCUGCGGGGAGCGAAGUGCCUGUCGCACGGGGGCCUCCUGCGGGGGAUCCCUGGGACGCAGUGCUGGAGACUGAAGGCAAAAGUAGCUGCAGCCCCCCGCUUGAGGGAAAGGCAACUGGCUCGGGCCGUUCGCAGCAGAGGAGGGCGUCGACGGGCGCCGCGGUCACGAGGAGUCACUCCCUCAACAUCCCAGGAAGCUCCUCGCAGCACAAACCAAACUGUCAGGACAAGGGGAAAGGAAAAGGCCUGGUCAGGAAUGCCGCCCUGGAAGAAGAAGAUGCUCAGAACCUGGAAGUGGUUGCCUUCUGCAAAGAUGUAGCAAGCCUGCGUUCCAAAUUUCCUCAUGGCGACAUGGCCACCAACCCUGGCUACAUCCUCAGUCCUGUCAUCCCCCAGAGGGAUCCUGGAGGGGACACCAGCUGCUCCGUGAAGGUGUCCAUUGAAAUCUCUGACUCUCAGCAGCCUGUAACCUUCACCUGUGACGUGAACUCUCCAGUGGAACUCCUUAUCAGUCAGACUCUCUGCUGGGUCCACGAUGACCUCAACCAGGUGGACUUCUCCAGCUACCUGCUCAAAGUCUGCGGUCGGGAGGAAGUGCUACAGAAUAAACACAGCCUGGGCAGCCACGAGUACGUCCAGAACUGCAGAAAGUGGGAGAAUGAGAUCACGUUACAGCUUCUCUCUCAUUCCACCAUGAGACAAGACUUGGCUCGCACUCUGGAUGACGACAACAGCACCAUAAAUUUGGAGAAGCACCUUAGCUACGUGGAGCGUCCGUUUAAGGAGACUGCCACCAGACAAGGCCUGACUGACUACUUGGAAGGCUAUCACAACCAAGUCAGCAUCUGCCUCCAAAAUGAGAGUACCCAGUACAAAACUGUGGACCGGGUGGUACAGACAGUGAAGAACUUCUGCUGCGCUCUGGAUGAAGUGGAGACUCCGGCUGUCACUGAGGCCAUCAAAAGGUUGCGACAUUCUGUCAACUUACCAAGGACACGUUCGCCCAAGAUGGGAUCCCCAUCAUCUGGACAGACGUCAAAUGGUCACGGCAGUCCCGUGGAUGAGAGCAUGGCGCUGCUAACUCAGGCCGUCUAUGACUUGGCCAAGCUCUACCUGCGCUCCUUCUGUGCCCCCUCUACUUCCUUUACCUCGCCCUUGCUUAACGGCAAAACAGCUGAGCGGCGUAGCAGCAAAGAAGCUUCCGGAACCACAGACCAUCUUCAGUUCACCCUCUUCGCCCUGCACGGCAUCCCAGCCAAUUGGGUCAGCAGUUACGAGAAAUACUUCCUGGUGUGUUCCCUCACCCACAAUGGCAAGAACCUCUUCAAGCCGGUCCAGUCCAAAAGAGUGGGCACAUAUAAGAGCUACUUCUACCACAUCAAAUGGGAUGAGCUCAUCAACUUCCCCAUCGCAGUGGCCGUUCUCCCAUUGGAGUCCAUCCUGAGCCUGACUCUGUACGCCGUGCUCAACCAGAAUGCUGGAAGCUCUCCAGACUCCAACAAACAGAGAAAGGCCCCAGAGAUGCUGGGAAAAGUGUCUAUGCCACUCUUUGACUUCAGACGGGUUCUCGCCAGGGGCACCAGGCUGUUGUGUUUGUGGACUUCUGCUCAAGGUGCUGCCACUGCUGCUGGCUCCACUGGCAGCCGCAAGAAGAUGCCUGCAGAGAGAAUUGUGCUACAGGUGGAUUUUCCUGAGUCGACACUUGAUGUUUUGUAUGUGGGACCUCAGGAAGCUCCCAGCCCAGAGCCAAACACACUUGAGGAGCUGGACCCAGACCUAAGACGCAAACUGGAGAAAAUCUGCAGCCGUGCAUCCAAUUUUGGGCUUAAGCGGGCAGACCACCAGCUCCUCUGGGACCAUCACCUUCACUGUCGAAGGGAUCACCCCAGCAGCCUCCCUAAGGUGCUGGCCAGUGCGCCCAGCUGGGACUGGGCCAGCAUGGCUCACAUCCACGCCCUGCUACACCACUGGCCUCCGUUGCCCACUGUAACCGCGCUGGAGCUGCUUGACUCCAAGUUUGCAGAUACUGAGGUGAGGCGGGUGGCCGUCAGCUGGAUUGAGAAUAGCAGCGAUGAUGAACUGGCUGACUACCUGCCACAGUUGGUGCAGGCUUUAAAGUUUGAGUGUCACCUCAAGAGCGCCCUGGUCUUGCUCCUGCUCUCCCGAGCACUCGGCAACAUCAACAUCGCCCACUACCUCUACUGGCUGCUCAAAGACGCCGUACAGGAUGCCGUGUCAGGCCGCCGUUACGAGCGCGUGCUGGGUGCCCUGCUGUGUCUGUGCGGUGGUAAACUGAGGGCCGAGCUAGAGAAACAAACGCAGCUGGUCACACUGCUCGGGGCUGUGGCCGAAAGGGUGAGACAGGCUGGAGGGUCCACAAGACAGGUGGCUCUUCAGGAGGGCCUUGAAAGUGUUCAGAACUUUUUCCAGAAGAAUAGUUGUCGUCUGCCCCUCUUCCCCAGUUUAGUGGCCAAAGAGCUGAACAUCAAGGCUUGCUCCUUCUUCAACUCCAACGCUGUCCCUCUCAAACUGACGCUGGUCAAUGCUGACCCACUGGGAGAGGAGAUCAAUGUUAUGUUCAAGGUGGGAGAAGAUCUGAGACAGGACAUGUUGGCUCUGCAGAUGAUCCGCAUCAUGGAUCGCAUUUGGCUACAAGAGGGGCUGGACCUUCGCAUUGUCAACUUCAAAUGCAUCUCCACGGGCAAGGACAAAGGCAUGGUGGAGCUGGUGCCGUCCUCAGACACUCUGAGGAAGAUCCAGGUGGAGUACGGUGUCACUGGCUCCUUCAAAGACAAACCGCUGGCUGAAUGGCUCCGAAAGUACAACCCUGCUGAGGAUGAGUACGAGAAGGCUUCCGAGAACUUCAUCUAUUCGUGUGCGGGCUGCUGCGUGGCGACCUACGUGCUGGGUAUCUGCGACCGUCACAACGACAACAUCAUGCUGCGCUCCACGGGACACAUGUUCCAUAUCGACUUUGGCAAGUUCCUGGGACACGCCCAGAUGUUUGGCAGCUUCAAAAGGGACCGGGCGCCGUUUGUGCUGACCUCCGACAUGGCGUACGUCAUUAACGGCGGUGAGCGUCCUACCAGUCGCUUCCAGCUGUUUGUCGACUUGUGCUGCCAGGCGUACAACCUUAUCCGCAAACACUCUGGGCUGUUCCUCAACCUCCUGUCAUUGAUGAUGUCAUCGGGCCUUCCAGAGCUGACAGGUUCACAGGAUCUGAAGUAUGUUUAUGACGCUCUGCAGCCCCACAACUCUGACGCGGAGGCCACCAUCUUCUUCACCAGGCUUAUCGAGUCCAGUCUGGGCAGCGUGGCUACCAAGUUCAACUUCUUCAUCCACAACCUGGCUCAGCUUCGCUUCUCAGGUCUGCCAGCCAACGAUGAGCCCAUCCUGUCCUUCUCGCCCAAGACGUACACCAUGAAGCAGGAGGGUCGCAUCGUCCAUGCAUCCAUCUUCUCCUUUCAGAAGAGAUACAGCCCCGACAAGCACUAUACAUACGUGGUGAGGCUGCUCAGGGACGGCCAGAAUGAGCCCCAGUUUGUCUUCCGCACUUUUGAUGAGUUUCAGGAGCUUCACAACAAACUGACUAUCCUGUUCCCCCUAUGGAAGCUGCCCAGUUUCCCAAAUAAAAUGGUGCUGGGUCGCACCCACAUCAAGGAGGUGGCCGUGAAGAGGAAGCUGGAGCUGAGCAACUAUAUCCACAACCUGAUGAGGAGCUCUUCUGAGGUCACUCAGUGUGACCUGAUCUACACCUUCUUUCAUCCAGUGGCACGGGAUGACAAAACAGAAGGCUUGGAAGCAGCCUCUAAAGCUCCUGAGCCCCCACUGAGUCCCACAUCAGGCCGUGUGGAAGGCGAGGUCAAACUGUCCAUCUCGUACAGGAACAGCACGCUCUUCAUCAUGGUCAUGCACAUCAGAGACCUGGUAUCUGAAGAAGGAACUGAUCCCAACCCGUACGUGAAAACGUACCUGCUCCCUGAUCCACACAAGUCCUCCAAGCGGAAGACCAAGAUCUCCAGGAAGACCAGGAACCCUACUUUCAACGAGAUGCUGGUGUACAGCGGCUACAGCAAGGAGACGCUGGGCCUUCGCGAGCUGCAGCUCAGUGUGCUCAGCGCAGAGUCCCUGCGUGAAAACUACUUCCUGGGCGGCAUCACGCUCCGCCUCAAAGACUUUGACCUCGGCAAGGAGACAGUCAAGUGGUACAAGCUGACCACCGUGCCGUACUUCUAAACCUGCCUUAUUUGAUGCGGUCAAGGCGCCAAACUUUAAGGGCGAAACACGCAGGCCUACUUGGAGAGAGACCUUUCAUUAAGACCCAGCCAACUGAUCGUUUUUGACUAAUCAAUGUGCUGAUCAGAAGAUUUUAGAUACGACGGUGACCUGAAGUCAUGAAAAAAAAGAGUGGGAACAGGCUCUUCUCUCACUCAUGCAGGAACAGGCUCUUCUCUCACUCAUGCAGAUUGUUUCUGUGACAAACAAUCGCUGCUCUUCUCCUGAAGCUUAACAAAGAAGCUGUAAUAUUUUGUACAUUUUGAUAUUAGAGGACCAAAACUGCUCACCUACACAAGAGUAAAUAUACAGUAAAUAAAUAUAUAGAGAGAUAGAUUAGACAUGUUUAUUUUUUAAGAACUAGAACAAAUGGUGGUUACAUUUUUUUUUUGGGUUUUUACAUUUUCCUUGUUUAUUUUCAGUUUGCUGCUUUUACCGCAGUCACUUGUAGGUCAUUGUAGGACAUAUUGGAUUCCAAUCAUCAACUAAAGGAUUCCCUCAUAAAUGUGCCAAAUGUGGUGAUUAUUUGUGCGGCAAAACCUUGCCGCCUUACUCACCUCCACCUCCACUUUUCCAGGAGCUUAUUUACCGGGUAAAAUACUUCCUGGUCAUCUGUGUGGUUUGCAACCUCAAAGUUCUGGACUAUUUGGAAAUCAGGCCACUCAAAAGUGCCUCGGAUUCUGAAAAGACCCACCCCUCUACUAGGUACUUUACAGGGCAUGAUUGGGAUCUGAGGGUUUUUGUUUUUUUUACCUGGGUAACUUUGGUGGAAAGGCAACAAGGUUUUUCCAAAUUCCAGGUGAAUAAGAAAAGGGUUUCAUCUCUUUUAACUUGGCCUUAUUGCUAAAUAUAUUUUUAUUCAUGUCACAAAAGAAAUAUAUAUAUAUAUAUUCUGUAAAGUUCCUAUUAUGUAACUACGUGCACACUACCAGGUAUUAAAGAGCCCAACAGCACACUGGGGAAGGGGAUUAUCACCGCAAUAGUCGGCCCAUUCUGCUAAUGAAGUCACAUCUUUUCCAGCAAAGGAAGAGCACUGGCUUAAAGUGCCUUCUGCUUCACUAUGAACUUUCUGGGUGUCACAGAUGAGCAUUUUUAGCUAAAAAAAAAAACAAAACACUUUCACACACAAAAAGGGAACAAGAAGAACUUCUCUCCUCGUCGCUAACUCAAAGUAGAGUUGUUAAUAAAGUGUGUUCUUCGCACAUCUACAAGACAAUGAUGUUUUAUGCAAAAGUGACACUCACGUUGAUAUUAAUAUACCUUGCUCCACUUUUUUGUGUGUGAGUUUGUAUUAACACGGCCAGUUAUUUAUUCUUAAUUGGUGACCAGUAACUCCAACGGAUCAGUGUGUGUACUGUAAUCCCUCUUUCCUGAAGCAAAUUAAAUGUUUUUCAAACAUG